ACACAACGAUCGCACACACUUGGCCAGGCGACCUGCUCAGAUGCAUCCCACGAAACGACGAAGAGUCUCUGCAGAACCACCCUCAAGUCCGGCUGCCUCGGAUGCAGAGGUGCUCAGUGAACAAGGCCCCUCUUCAAAUAGAGAAGUCGACGAUGAGCAAGAUUGGGUGUCCGCCUCUGAAGAACAGUCGGCGGACGAACACGGUUCCCCAGACACAGAAGAUGAGAUAGCUCAGGCCAAGCGGUCCAAAUCCAAGAAGACGUUAAAACGGAAACGUCGCGCGACCGACCCUUCCAGCUUUGGUACCACUUUGCAGUCUCUACUGAGCACUGAGACUCCUACCACACUUCCUUUAUCAUUAAAACCCUCUCUCAACCGCAAGCGUAACGAUGAGAAGCUCGAGUUGAAAGCGAAGAAGGUUCUGAGGACAGAGAAAAAGGAGAAGGAUGAAAAGGGCAGAAUCCGUGACGUGAUUGGAGGGUGGGGAGGGGAGAGCGAGAGAGCAUUACGAAAAGUAGCGCAAAGAGGAGUGGUGAAGUUAUUCAACGCCAUUCAGCAGACUCAGGCCGCGUCUGCGGUCGCGGCUGAGCAGGCCAAGGCGAACAGGGGAACUGGAAAGCCUACCUUACCUGCUCCUGACUUUAGCAAAAAGUCCAAGGGGAAACACAAGACUAAGAAUGAAGUCUCUAGCCAUAGUGGGGGUAAGGAAGCCACCCUAGACAAGGAUAAUUUCCUGGAUAUCAUUCGCUCCGGAGGGUUAGUUUCGAAGGCGUAGUUCUUGGGGACCGUUUGUCUGUUGGAGGGCGUAGUCCAGCCGUUCACCCGGUUCUUGACCGUCUUGCCGUCAUGCGUCUUGGAAUAUGUGCUACGAGCACAGGGCCGACGGUGUCCCUGACCAGCCCCCCAUUCCAUAGCUAUGGCUUCGUCGGCCUCGUGUGUUCUAUAUAGCACUUCGUGUGUGCCGGUGCAUGCCAGUGUAUGCCACAUGUACCCUAAAAUCACGCUUAUUCGGUUCCGC
Molecule: messenger RNA, 1018 nt
Organism: Gloeophyllum trabeum ATCC 11539
Lineage: Eukaryota; Fungi; Basidiomycota; Agaricomycetes; Gloeophyllales; Gloeophyllaceae
Exons: 3
Coding region: 41-775 (244 amino acids)
Biological process (GO): maturation of LSU-rRNA; maturation of 5.8S rRNA
Cellular component (GO): preribosome, large subunit precursor
Source: RefSeq, a predicted model, not a curated record